Molecule: messenger RNA, 2025 nt
Organism: Myxocyprinus asiaticus (Chinese sucker)
Lineage: Eukaryota; Metazoa; Chordata; Actinopteri; Cypriniformes; Catostomidae
Product: acyl-CoA-binding domain-containing protein 5-B-like
Exons: 14
Coding region: 14-1333 (439 amino acids)
Biological process (GO): fatty acid metabolic process; autophagy of peroxisome
Cellular component (GO): peroxisome
Molecular function (GO): fatty-acyl-CoA binding
Source: RefSeq, a predicted model, not a curated record
UAUGAACUCUUAAAUGUGUUUUUUGUCGUCGUUUAUUGAUUUUUUUCUGUCCAUGACACGAAAGGCAAUGGGUGAUCCGAAAUCUAUCCAGAGGAGAUUUGAAGCGGCGGUUAAAGUGAUCAGAAGUUUACCUGAAGAUGGUAAUUCCUCCAGCAUUACAGAUGACAUGCUUGUACUGUUCUACAGUUACUACAAACAAGCCACAGCAGGACCAUGUAACACCCUAAAACCCAAUUCUUGGGAUCCUGUUGGUAAAGCUAAAUGGGAGAAAUGGAAAGCCUUAGGAAACAUAUCAAAGGAUCAAGCCAUGAUGGAAUAUGUUCAAGAAAUACAGCUGAUAAUAGAGACCCUUCCAGUCACAGACAGGAUGGAAGAAUUAACGGAUGCUCUUGACCCAUAUUAUGAGAUAGCUGAGGAUGAGGAAGAAGUAGUGCCCAGAAGACCGGCAAAAAAAAAAAAAGAAAAAGAGGACAGUGAUGGCGGUGCUGAGGAAGACAAAGGGGAUGAGAGUGAAAGUUCUGAUGAGAAUAUAGAAGAUGACAUGGAGAUGGAAGAGAACAGCAAAGACUCGAGGACUCUGGCAGAAGGCAGAGGAGGUUUACCUUUGUUUAAUGAAAGCACAUCUUCCUCGACCAGUGACACUCACAGCUCUCUGAACACUGAGGAAGAAGAGGAGGAACUGGCAUACAGCAGAGAGCCCACCACAAAGCCUCCAGAGUUCUGCCAAUCCAACAACUACCCCAAUGCGUAUGAUCAGGAUGAUGAGACGAACAGCGAAUCAAUGGAACAGCCAGUAACACAAGAGAAGGGUUCAGGAGUUCCCAGGGUACAUUUGGCAGGCAUGAGUGUGGCUGAAGCCAAGAUGCAGGAGCAACAAGGGGGAAACAGAGAGCCACAGUGUGGGAGUCAGGAUGGAAAACCACAGGGAGUUACACCCCCACUCCCCCACCCACUGGCAUUUGGAAAUGACAGAACCUUGCCACACAGAAGAAGACGAGUAAGCUCACAAGCUAAUCGGUGCCAAGGAGAUGGUGAACACUGGGAGACAAAAGGAAUCAAGGACAAAAAGGCAUUGAACACCCAGAUUGCCAUGACACUGUCACAGUUACAGGACAAUAUGCAGGAUGUGCUGCAAAGAUUGACCGCACUGGAAGUUCUGACAGCAUCACAAGCUGAAAUCAUUCAUCUUGAAAGUUGGCAGUCAAAAUCACCAAAAAAGAGUUUACCCUGGUGGCCAUUAGACAUGUCCCCAUGCUCUGUAGCACUGGCUGUUAUGUGGCCUUUUGCUGUGCAUUGGCUUGUGAAGUUUUACUUACAGAAGAGGAAGCGAUGAUGAAAGUUAAAUCCAGUAAAGUGGAGAUACAGUAAUUAUGUGGGGCCUGGGUAGCUCAGAGAGUAUUGAGGCUGACUACCACCCCUGGAGUCGCGAGUUUGAAUCCAGGGUGUGCUGAGUGACCAGUAGCGGUUCUAGCUUGUAUGGCGCCCUGGCGAAACCCGCUUCAACACGCCCCCGAAGUUGUUGACCGGAGUGGUCUGUGUGGGUGCCUCGUGCCGCCCCCCCUGCAAGACGCCGCCCUGGCCAACUGCCCAAGUUCCCCAUGCCUAAAUCCGCCACUGUGAGUGACUCCAGCCAGGUCUCCUAAGUAAACAAAUUGGCCCGGUUGCUAGGGAGAGUAGAGUCACAUGGGGUAACCUCCUCGUGGUCGUGAUUAGUGGUUCUCGCUCUCAAAGUUGUGUGUGGAUCGCGGAGAGUAGCAUGAGCCUCCACAUGCUGUGAGUCUCCGCAUUGUCAUGCACAGCGAGCCAUGUGAUAAAAUGCAUGGAUUGACUGUCUCAGAAGCAGAGGCAACUGAGACUUGUCCUCCACCUCCUGGAUUGAGGUGAGUAACCGCACCACCACAUUCCAAAUUGGGGAGAAAAGUGGAUUAAAACAAAACAUAGUAUUUAUGUUAUUAUUACUGUCAAUGUUCAUUUGAUUGCAUUUUCAAGCACUUAAUGCUUUUGCAAGGUGAAUAAAACAUUUUA